This is a messenger RNA of Orussus abietinus, 1386 nucleotides long. RefSeq lists its product as uncharacterized. Lineage: Eukaryota; Metazoa; Arthropoda; Insecta; Hymenoptera; Orussidae. The coding region runs from base 1 to 1386 and encodes 461 amino acids. Gene Ontology annotation, molecular function: sodium channel regulator activity. The record is from RefSeq and is a predicted model, not a curated record. The transcript has 5 exons. Gene Ontology annotation, biological process: regulation of sodium ion transport.
AUGGGAAGGAAGUACAAACAGCGUCUAAUUCCAGAGCAGGAUCGCAGAAUUUGCGGCAGCAUCUGUCUCUGCCAGUUCACGAUCGUGAUCAGCUGUGUGGCUCUGGUCUACCUGAGCGUCGCCAUUUACAUGCCCUCGCACAGAGCUUUUCACGCCGGCAUUGAACCCGAGCCCGUUAUGUGCCAAACGGUUAACGCCACCUUGGUGAAUUAUUGCGGCUGGGCGAGUUGCGGGGAAUGGUGUUUAACGAAAACCACAGGAUUCUGCCCGCAAAUCCAUGCUACCGUUAGACGUAAUGGUACCGACGUCGUAUUCCAGAAUUGCUCGAAAAUGGUCAGCAUUUCCUGCCCGCAGGUUAAUUUGGCGUCGCUGAAGAGGUACAACUGCAACAACGGGAGCGAGUGCAACGUCCUUUCGGGGAUGUUCAACUGCAGCUUGGGGCAUUGCGCCAACAUGAGCGAGCUGCUGCUUUGUCAUUACAAGGCCGAUGGAAUCGUUGUUGACAGCGAAAAGGACAACAUGAAGCUGAACGGAUUCUUCAGCUGCCACAACACGAGAUGCACGAAAAUCAAAGGACCCUUUUCCUGCGACCGGUACUGCCCGAAGCUUGUCACGUCGGGUGUCAACGUGUUCCUGAUGCAGGACGACAAUGUGUUCACCGCGAGAUGUUCUCGAGCAGUGGCCCUGAACAAGGCCAAUGGCAAACUCCCGGGCACCAGGCUGAAGGAGCCCGUCGAAAUCUGGGAAGAAGAUCGAGGAGCUGUCAUCGCGAGUUGCCUGGCUGUCACCAAAAAUGGGGAUUCGAUCAGAACGGAGGACUGCGUGAAUGGCACUCUUCUAGAUGAAGCCACCGUGCCGCAGCCCUUCAUCAACUUCACCACUCUCCUUGACAUCUACAAUCGGAGCCUCCUCCACCCCCUGGAUCCGACGAACGUCUAUGUGCCCUCCCAGAGAUCUCUCACCAUUUACAAUAGCUCGCGACUCUUCAUCAACCUCGAGGGUUGUGUGAACACCCUCAGAGGAGAGUGUCGCGACUUCCUGGCCACUCAUGGGAGGGAUGGUGACAACCAGACGGCCCAGAGCAGAUAUCCCUGCUUUUACAACAAGAACGACUCGUCCUUCGUGGUGGCUCGCUUCGACCUGAGGAAGACCAGGAUAGAGCUGCUGAUCGCCAUCAUAGUGCCGACGAGUCUUUUCGUGAUAAGCCUGACGACCCUGGUGGUGAUAACGCGCUCGGUGCGCGUGGGGGAUGACGCGAAAAUGCGCUGUCGAUAUUGUACAGAACCUGAAGAGAACGAGGCCGAAGGCGAGGGGCUGGUGGAGCGAGCCUCGGUCUCGCCAGAAUGUCAUGUCAAUGAAAACGAGGUCAGAAGUAUGGCCCUUUAG